AUGGCAAGGCAGACGUCCGCGUCCGGCUUUGACAACGACGACAUUGUCAUUGCAACACAUCCGCAUCAGCCGUCUGCAGCAACGUUCAGGUUUCCAAAGCGAUCGUACGGAACGAAACUGAGAAGCUUCCAACCUUCUUGGUUUGAGAAAUGGCCAUUUCUCCACUACGAUGAAACGAAUGACGCCGUCUAUUGUCACACCUGCUUGUCAGCCCAUUUCAUGAAGAAGGUCAACAUUCCAACGGCUGACGACUCAUUUAUUAGGAGAGGAUUUACAAAUUGGAAAAAUGCUACAGUAUCUUUUAAGAAUCAUGAGAAAUCAGCUUGUCAUCUGGCUGCCACCGAAAUUAUAAUUACCCUUCCUAGUACGAUCAAGGAUAUUGGUAAUCUGCUCUCUAAGGAGCAUGCUACCUCUAAGAGGAGAAAUAGAGCUGCCUUCUAUCAUAUUUUGUCUUCAAUACGAUAUUUGGCUAGACAAGGAUUAGCAAUACGAGGCCAUGGAGACGACAGUGAUGGAAACUUUAUUCAGUUGCUUAGAAUGAAAGCAAAAGACGAUGACAAUUUGUCUUCAUGGAUGACAAGGAAAGACAAUUCUUAUACGAGCCCUGACAUUCAAAAUGAAAUAGUAGAGUUGAUGUCGUCACAUGUGUUGAGGGUUAUUGCAAAUGAUCUUCGCAAAUCUCCAUUUCUCAGUAUAAUGAUUGACGAAACAAGAGAUUGUGCCAACACAGAACAAGUUACUGUAGUUGUGAGAAUGGUUACCUAUGAGUUUGAUGUUCAUGAGCAAUUCCUGGGAAUGUGCGGUGUACCAUCCGUAGAUGCUCAGACUUUGACAACUGCGAUAAAGGAUGUUUUUGAGAGAUUUAAUUUCAGUUUUAAUAAAUUACGCGGGCAAUGCUACGUUGGAGCCAGUGCGAUGAGUGGAGCAAAAAGUGGGGUAGCCAGGAGAAUACUUGAAAUUGAGCCAAGGGCACUGUUUACACACUGCUAUGGGCAUUCAUUGAACUUAGCUGCCUGCGAUACAAUGAAGCAGAUUAAACUCCUGAAAGAUGCAUUAGGUGUAUCUUUCGAAAUAACAAAGUUGUUGAAGUAUUCACCUCGUCGUGAGGGGAUUUUUCUAAGAUUGAAAGAAAACUUGCCAGCAAGUACAGCCACCGGAAAUAGAGUCCUUUGUCCUACAAGAUGGACAGUUAGAGCUGACUCACUUGCAAGCAUUUUGGAGACCUUUCAAGCCUUGCAAGAAACCUGGCAGGAAUCAAUUGAAGUUGCACAUGACACUGAAACCAAAGCAAGAAUUGGUGGAGUGGAAGCGCAAAUGAACACAUUUGAUUAUCUAUUUGGCACCAUGCUAGGUCACAUGGUUUUGAGACAUACCGACAAUCUCAGCAGAGCAUUGCAGGAUAAAGGUUUGUCUGCUGCAGAAGGACAGCAAGUUGCUAGAAUGAGUCUAGAGACAUUGAAGUCUUUGCGUACAGAUCAGUCGUAUGAGUUGUCUUGGCUGAAUGUCAACAAGAAGACGGAGGAAUUGGAAAUUGGAAAACCCAUGCUGCCUUGUCGGAGAAAGUGGCCUAGAAGAUUUGAGGAAGGCGAAGAUGGGUACCAUCAUGAAACAGUCCGUUCUUACUAA
Molecule: messenger RNA, 1626 nt
Organism: Corticium candelabrum
Lineage: Eukaryota; Metazoa; Porifera; Homoscleromorpha; Homosclerophorida; Plakinidae
Product: zinc finger MYM-type protein 1-like
Exons: 2
Coding region: 1-1626 (541 amino acids)
Source: RefSeq, a predicted model, not a curated record